UGACGUCUCACCACGUGCCCUCGCGUCUAACUCGAAUCCAACAUGGCGGCUAGCAACUACUACGUCUAUACUUCAGGCGCCCAGCAUUCACAGGGAUUUACAACAGUACAAAAUCCGCCGAUACAGACGAGCUACACAGCACCCCAAGCAAGCACUGGUUACGCUGUACAAGGCACAGCUCCUACAGCCGCCCACUACGGACCGCCACAAACCCAGCGACCAGUUGUCCAGCCGGCUUACUCCGCGGGAACGACAGCCUACGCUCAAAGUGCUCCUUCCCAAGGCAGCGGAUAUGGCUAUACAGCAAGACAACAAGACGCCCCUCCGCCUCCACCACCAACCAAUACAUCCUACCAAGCCGCCACUUAUCAACCUCACCAUGGAACGCAAACUUUCUAUGAGAGAGACGCGUAUGACACGAGCAAAAGCUACUACUCUCAACCACAAACCUCGAGCGUCCCUGCCUCUCAAGGUGGCUACUACGCUCAAGGAGCUGCUGCGUCCGCAAAGGCCGUCUACCAGAGUACUGUAGCAACAGGUUAUGGCACUACACCGGCAAGCGUUUCCCCAGCCGUGGCUAAAUCGCACCCUUACACGUCGAGUUCGACCGUCGCUUACCCAUACUCGAGUUAUUCGACAUCGAGAACGCACGCGAACUACAACAAUCCCGCGAAUUAUUCCUCUGCCGCAAGCUAUGGGGGAGCUGCUGUAGCUGGCGGCUAUCACCCUCAGGCUUAUGAAGCGGCCGUAUAUAAUGCAGCAGCCGCUUAUGUACAACAACAACACACUCCAUCUCGACCGAACUGGAAGAGCAAAAGUCCUGGUGGUGGUGGUGGAACAAUGGCGAUGAAAAACCAACAAAAGCCAAAGCUUCCCCCCAAACAGCAACAACUACAUUACUGUGAUAUCUGCAAGAUAAGCUGUGCUGGCCCCCAAACCUACAAAGAACAUCUUGAAGGACAGAAGCACAAGAAGAAAGAAUCUGCUGGGAAAACUAAACCCGAGGCUGUAAACUCUCCAAAUGCCUAUCACUGCCAGUUAUGUGACGUUACCUGCACUGGUGCUGAUGCGUAUGCGGCCCAUCUCAAGGGUGCAAAACAUCAAAAGGUUGUGAACCUUCACAAGAAAAUGGGCAAGCCUAUCCCAGAAAUCCAGCCCCCGAAAGCUCCUGAAGCCAAGGAUACCAAAGAGGAUGACAAGAACAAAGCCAACAAGAAUAAUAACCGUGGCCGUAACUUGCCUCGGCGCCCUGCUGCACCCAAGAUUAACUUCAUUGGUGGCACUAAGCUGACCACAACAGGUGUUGUUAAGGCAGAGGCAAGUUCAGCUUCUUCCACCUCAUCUGCUAGCGAUACAGCAACCAAAGAUGACAGCAUGGACACAAGUGGAGAGGGGGAAUCCAAGUUUGACUUGGCUUCCUUUACUGGGAUUGAUAAGACCAAGAUUGUUGGUUCUGAUUACCUUGAAGAAAUCAAGAAUGAUGAAGGCAAGGUUGUGAACUUCCACUGCAAGCUGUGUGAGUGCAAGUUUAAUGACCCUAAUGCCAAGGAUGCACAUCUUGCAGGCCGUCGCCACAGGUUACAGUACAAGAAAAAAGUUCAGCCUGACCUUGUGGUUGAGAACAAGCCAAGCACACGCCGGCUUAGCAAAUCCCAGGAGGACAAGCUACGUCGGCAGUGGGAGCAGGAGAAUUACUACAGGUGGCGACGUGGAGAUGGCGGGCAGUGGGGUGACAGUGACCCAAGACAGUGGGAGGACGAGGAGGGCUACCGACGCAUGGAAGAGGAGCAAUUCUGGGAAGAGGAGCAGAGGCGGAGAUAUGAAGCAGAGUGCUUUGAUUGGCCUGCAAGGGGUGGCCCACACCCUCCAGGACCCCACCCCUCAGCACACCUGAUGGACGGCCCCCCAGCCAUUCCCCCACCACGCCCUAGGUAUGACUCCCCUGAUGACCGCAUGGUGAUGAUGAAGCAUGGCACUAUCUACCCAAAUGAGCAGGAACUCCAGACCGUGCAGUCUAUAGUCUCUGCCUCUGAGAAGGCCCUGAAGUUUGUGUCUGAUGUCAUCGCAUCUGAGGAUAACCCACAGAUGGAGGUGGAGUCGGUGGAGGUGAAGAAGGAGGAGGAUGCCACUGCGCAAGCGUCUGCUACACCUGCCACUACUGAAGCGAAGGAGGAAGCUGACAAACCAGCUGAAGCAGCACCUGAGAAUGAAGGAUCAGAGAAAAUGGAUGCUAAGCAACAGCCACCUCGUGCUCUGAAAGGUGUGAUGCGUGUGGGUGUGCUGGCAAAGGGGUUACUCUUGCACGAGCGCCUGGACGUCUACCUUGUGGUCCUCUGUCAUGAUAAACCAACCAAGACAUUGUUGAAGAGAGUUUCAGAUAAUCUGCCCAGUCAACUAGAGAAAGUAACAGAGGAGAAGUAUGAAGUGAAGCUGAACUCUGAGGAGUCUACGGUGACAGUGUGCACCACCAGUGAACCCAAAGUCACAGUGACUGUCACCCUCACAUCGCCUGUCAUGCGUGACACAGAGGCUGCUGAUGAUGGUCCUGAAGUACUGGACAGGCAAAAAUGCCUGGAUGCCCUUGCAUCCCUCCGCCAUGCCAAAUGGUUUCAGGCAAAGGCUAAUGGUCUGCAGUCAUGUGUUGUAAUCAUCCGGGUGAUGAGAGAUCUAUGUGAAAGAGUUCCCACGUUUGCUCCUCUAAAUAAAUGGGCAUUGGAGCUGCUGGUAGAGAAGACACUCAGUAGCAGUGAACAGCCCCUGGGACCUGGGGAGGCUUUCCGCCGCAUCAUGGAGUGCAUAUCAUCUGGGAUAUUCCUUGAAGGUGGCCCUGGGUUGAAUGAUCCCUGUGAGAAGGAGCUGGUGGAUGCGUCAGUGGGCAUAUCCCAACAAGAAGCUGAAGACCUGACAGCAGCUGCACAGCAUGCCUUGCGACUUCAAGCAUUCCGACAGCUGCACAAGGUCCUAGGUAUUGACCCCCUUCCCCCACCGCAGCGCCGCUUUGGCCGCUUCAACCGCGGAGGCCGCUUCAAGAGGAGACGCGAAGACAGUGGGCCGAAUGAUGAGGGAGCUAAGGUGUUGAAGAAGGAGGAAGGGGAGCAGACGAGUGGACAGGGAAUGGAGGUGACUGCUGGAAACAAAGACACAGCGAGCACAAGCGACAAUAAGGCUUAAAUAGUCAGUCCCUGGUUCCCUUUGAUAGCUCCCUGCAAUUCUAAAAUGGCUAAUGGGGAAGUUCGCUUUGAUCGUUUAGCAUAGCAAGGGCAUUCGUUAAAGAAUCUUGGUAAUUUCAAGCCCUUGUUGGAUGUGAGGUCAUGUCAGCCAGUAAUUAAUUAAGAUGACGGACUCCUCAAGCUUCCCAGGCUUUCUAGAGAUUUUGACCUGAGUUGAAGAAGAAAGAAGGAUGGAAUUUAUUACUAGUUUAAUUUAAAUGUUUUCUUGUCUCUGUUUUGUUGCCCUAUCUCUUGCCUUCAUAGCCAGCUUGGGAUUGAUCUUUCUUAGAAUGUAUUAUAGUUAAGAUCCGACCAUAGUUCUUACACACCAAUGUUGCAUCUAUUAUAAAGUGAUCGUAUCAUCUAUAUAGGACUUUUGUGUAAGUGACAUUUUAGAUUCAAUUAAAAAAAAAUGAAAGGAA
This is a messenger RNA of Nematostella vectensis (starlet sea anemone), 3631 nucleotides long. Its product is annotated as zinc finger RNA-binding protein. The record is from RefSeq and is a predicted model, not a curated record. Gene Ontology annotation, cellular component: precatalytic spliceosome. The transcript has 14 exons. Gene Ontology annotation, molecular function: single-stranded RNA binding; double-stranded RNA binding; zinc ion binding. The coding region runs from base 43 to 3171 and encodes 1042 amino acids. NCBI's taxonomy places the organism in Eukaryota, Metazoa, Cnidaria, Anthozoa, Actiniaria, Edwardsiidae.